AUGUUUUUUCCUGCUCUCAAACUACCCUGCUAUAUAUAUCCUUCAUAUGUAGAUAUAUUUUCCAUUUUUUCUUCAUAUUUAGCGAUCAAAAUUUGCUUACUUUUCCAUAUCCAAACAUUUACAUCACAUUAGCAAACUUAUAGCUAAAAUUUCAAACCCUACUUUGCAUCCCUUCUUAAGAAAAUAAAAAAGCAAAAUAUUUUAAUUUUGUUUUUAAGUACAUAAUCUCUGACAAUUGUGCUAUAGUUUAGUUACGUAAUAUAACAUAAUUAAAUAAUUGCUUUCCAUUUUAAAGAACUUGAUUCAAAGGGAUCAAAUUAGGAUUUUUUUUCUAUUUUCUUUUUUUAAAUUUCUAUUGCUAUUGUUGUUAAUUUGGAGAAAUGGAGAAGAAAAAGGUGGCUUUACCGUUAGUGUGCCAUGGGCAUUCAAGGCCGGUUGUUGAUUUGUUCUACAGCCCCAUUACCCCUGAUGGGUAUUUUCUUAUCAGUGCCAGUAAAGACUCCACUCCAAUGUUAAGAAAUGGGGAGACUGGAGAUUGGAUUGGCACAUUUGAAGGGCAUAAAGGUGCAGUAUGGAGCUCCUGUCUGGAUACCAAUGCAUUACGUGCUGCAUCUGCCUCGGCUGAUUUUUCCGCGAAACUAUGGGAUGCAUUGACUGGAGAUGAAUUGCACUCAUUUGAACACAAGCAUAUUGUUCGAGCAUGUGCAUUUUCGGAGGAUACACAUCAUCUACUCACGGGUGGAGUUGAGAAAAUUCUUCGAAUAUUUGAUUUGAAUCGUCUUGAUGCAGCACCAAGAGAAGUGGAUAAUUCUCCUGGUUCAGUUAGAACUGUUGCAUGGCUCCACAGUGACCAGACCAUUUUAAGUUCUUGUAGUGAUACUAGUGGUGUUAGGUUGUGGGAUCUGAGAAGCGGCAAAAUUGUUCAAACACUUGAAACAAAAUCACCCGUCACUAGUGCUGAAGUGAGUCAGGAUGGUCGCUAUAUAACCACCGCUGACGGAUCUACUGUUAAGUUCUGGGAUUCAAAUCAUUUUGAGUUGGUGAAAAGCUACGACAUGCCAUGCAAUGUAGAAUCAGCUUCAUUGGAGCCAAAGCAUGGCAAUAAGUUCAUUGCUGGUGGAGAAGAUAUGUGGGUGCACGUGUUUGAUUUUCAUACUGGAAAAGAGCUUGGUUGCAACAAGGGUCACCAUGGUCCUAUCCACUGUGUACGUUUUGCACCUGGAGGGGAAUCCUAUGCUUCAGGAUCUGAAGAUGGCACCAUUAGAAUAUGGUUGACAAGUCCAGUGAGUCGUGAAGAGAGUGAUGCAGUACCUGGAAAUGCACCAAAUCCAAAAGUGAAGGCUGUGGCUGAUGAGGUUACCCGUAAGAUCAAGAGUAGCCUUCAUAUUGGCACCGCAUAGACGCAUGACAUAGUAUUAAAGUUGUAGAUGACAUCAAGUGUUCGUUUUCAACUUUGCUUGCCAGGUUGUAGGAUUAUGGGUAUGAGUAUUUCUUGCUUUGUUUUUGGGUACUGAAACAUAUAUAGAAUUUUUGUUUUUUUUUUUUUU
Gossypium arboreum is the source of this 1547-nucleotide messenger RNA. RefSeq lists its product as uncharacterized. Gene Ontology annotation, cellular component: SMN complex. Gene Ontology annotation, molecular function: RNA binding; protein binding. The record is from RefSeq and is a predicted model, not a curated record. Lineage: Eukaryota; Viridiplantae; Streptophyta; Magnoliopsida; Malvales; Malvaceae. Gene Ontology annotation, biological process: spliceosomal snRNP assembly. The transcript has 7 exons. The coding region runs from base 381 to 1400 and encodes 339 amino acids.